Messenger RNA from Colletotrichum navitas, 1076 nucleotides. RefSeq lists its product as uncharacterized. The coding region runs from base 198 to 842 and encodes 214 amino acids. Lineage: Eukaryota; Fungi; Ascomycota; Sordariomycetes; Glomerellales; Glomerellaceae. The transcript has a single exon. The record is from RefSeq and is a predicted model, not a curated record.
GAGAGAGAGAGAGAGAGAGAGAGAGGGAGUGAGGGAGUGAGAGGGUGAGAGAGUGAGAGAGAGGGAGUGAGAGAAAGGCAGGCUAGGUUUGCGGCUACACUAUAGCUCCAAGUAAGGGCCAGGGAGAUCAGGCUCCGCCUGGUGGCAUUCUGACAGCGAGAGGUCGUUUCUUAUUUUCUUCGGUGCUAAGGCUUGCUAUGUGCAGUCGCAGCCAAAUGUGUAGAUCCAUGGCAUGUAUCUCCUGCAGGUCGCCCAAUCUGUCUAGUAUGGGCUGGCGCCGGGUGCCCCUCCUCCAGGGCCCUGAUCCUGGUUCGUCAUAUGGGGGAGAGACCUUUGAAGGAUGGGCGCUCUCUCUCUCUCUCUCUCUCACCCUAUGCGUGCGCUUCUUUUCAUCCAAUUGUGCAAGUGGCUAUUUCCAUACAUGGAAAACCACACACGCACUCUCACACACACACGCCCUCGAUGCCAACCAACCUCACGCCACCGCCAAUGAAUUGGGAUAUGCAGCAAACAAGGUCAUGGUCUGUUUGGGAAUGACGAAGCAUUGGUCGGGCAUGCAAGACGGAUGGCUGAUGAGAUGCUCUGAGACGGCAGAGAGGCGCGAGGCAUCGAAGGUGUGGCGCCCGCAGGCGGGCAGGGUCGAGAAGCUCGCCAGUUCGCAAGGGAGGGAGCCGAGCAAGUUGGAUUAUCCGGCCUUCGAAAUGAGGUCGCCCAAUGGUCGAGACGACGGUGCAUACAGAGUAAUGAAGGGGAUAGUUCGGUCUGUAGUGCAGGCAGGCCCUGGGUGCAAUGGGUGUCAGUGUGAGAAUGAGAAGGUGAUUAUGGUGGGUGGGUGCAAGUAGUAUUCGGGACAUGCUGCACAGUCGAUAUUCUCCUCCAGAGGCGCUAGUCUUAGAUCGUAGCUGCGCGUCACAACUGGUGCGUGAGGUCGUAGUCUCCCGGGGGCCUUGCUGUGAGUUCCACUGUCUUCCGGACGUAGCAGAGACGAGUGACGAACGACCUCAAUCGGGACACUGGUGGUGUGGGUAUACAUGGUGGAGACGGAUACCCACACCCACCCAUCCACCCACCCACAC